Arctia plantaginis is the source of this 759-nucleotide messenger RNA. The record is from the annotation of a GenBank genome assembly. Lineage: Eukaryota; Metazoa; Arthropoda; Insecta; Lepidoptera; Erebidae.
AUGAAGAGAAGUGAGGCUAUGCUGCGACUAGCCUUAAAUAACGAUAUUAUUAACAUAACAUCUAAUAGGGAAACUUUUACUGAAGAACCGUGUACUUCAAAUUACAGAAGCAAAGAAUCUGAUGUAGCAAAAAGUAAUAUUCAGCUUGAGUAUGACAAAGAAAAUUUAAGAUCCUCAAAUAAUAUGCAAAUCUCCAUUAAUGAGCAGUGUGAAGGAUGGGAUAAGAGAAACGCUUCUGAAUUAAGUGAUGUGAUAGUAGAAAGCGAAAACAAUAAAACUGGUAGCUCAUACUCGAACUACAGUUCUUCCUCGUCAUCUGAUUCUUCUUCCUCAUCGAACUCUUCAAGUGACGAAGAUAGCGAUGACUCUGUACGCGAUCCCAAUUUUGUCGCUGAACAGCUUCCACCCCGAAAUUCUUCCAGUGAGUCUGAUUUAGAAGACAAUAAUGAAAACGUUCCAGUGACCAGUGAGUCGACUUCAUCAAACCUUACGGUAUCAAUUGCAAGUACAUCUAGAUUAUCAUCUAGAAAACGACAGGCUAAACCAGCAGAAUGGAAACAAAAUAAAUCUAAAAUUCUUAGGAAUUCUGGCGCCGCUUACAUUAAUGUUAAAAACGUACAUAUGAGGGAUAUUAAUAGCAGGGUAAUAAAUACGGUAAUUUCUAAAAGAACUUCGAUAAACACCGUUGAAGAAGAUAAAAGGGGAAAACACCAAAACCAUCAUAGUUUUGCCUGUAGGUGUCAAAGAUUCAGUACGUAA